CGACUGGUAAUACAGUUCCCUAUUAUUCGCGACUGAAGGCCGGUCGAACGUGUGACGUCAGUGUAGUGCUGUGUUCCUUUCUUUGCCACGCGUUGUACGGUGAUAUUUACUUAGAAACCGUAAAGAAGGAUAUACAAGGAUGGCGCCAAAGAAAAUCGAGGAACCGGAACGGAAACCGCUUAUUGGCCGUGUGGGAACCAAUUUGAAAGUUGGCAUAGUGGGUAUACCUAACGUAGGGAAAUCGACCUUCUUCAACGUGUUGACGAAAAGCCAAGCGGCCGCUGAGAAUUUCCCCUUCUGCACCAUCGAUCCCAAUGAAAGUCGCGUACCUGUCCCUGACACGAGAUUCGAUUAUCUGUGCGACUAUUUCAAACCGGCCAGCAAAGUCCCGGCCUUCUUGAACGUCGUGGACAUCGCCGGAUUGGUUAAGGGCGCAGCGGAGGGCCAAGGACUGGGGAACAGUUUCCUCUCGCACAUCAACGCUUGCGACGGAAUUUUCCAUCUUUGUCGAGCGUUCGAUGACGACGACGUUACCCACGUGGAGGGAGACGUGAACCCCGUCAGGGAUCUCGAGAUCAUCAGCGAGGAGUUGCGGUUGAAAGACAUCGAAUUCUUGAACGGCCAUCUCGAGAAAUUGGAGAAACUCGUUGUUCGAGGAAACGACAAGAAGCUCAAGCCCGAAUACGAUACGUUGUUGAAAGUGAAAGGUGUGAUGGUUGACGAGAAGAGGCACAUCAGAUUUGCCGAUUGGAGUGCCACCGAUAUCGAGGUUUUGAACAAGUAUUUGUUCCUCACGUCGAAGCCGGUUAUUUAUUUGAUCAACCUGUCCGAGAAGGAUUACGUGCGUAAAAAGAAUAAAUGGUUGAUCAAAAUCAAGGAGUGGGUCGACAAGAACGAUCCGGGGGCCAUUCUGAUCCCGUUCAGCGGCGUGUUUGAAAAUAAACUACUCGACAUGAACGAGGCGGAACGCGGGAAAUAUUUAGAAGAGAACAAGGUCACAAGCGCCCUCGACAAGAUCAUCGUUCAAGGAUACAAGGCACUGCAAUUGCAGUACUUCUUCACGGCAGGCCACGACGAAGUCAAGGCAUGGACGAUCCAGAGGGGUACGAAAGCACCACAGGCCGCGGGAAAGAUUCACACGGAUUUUGAGAAAGGAUUUAUCAUGGCUGAAGUCAUGAAAUUUGACGAUUUUAAAAACGAGGGAUCGGAAGCUGCUGUGAAGGCUGCCGGAAAAUAUAGACAGCAAGGACGCAAUUACGUCGUCGAGGAUGGAGAUAUAAUUUUCUUUAAGUUUAACGCUGGAGCUGGAUUAAAGGAUGCGAAGAAAAAGUGAUGGCACGUUUGGCUCAUGUUGCUGCUCGUUCAUUUGUACAUCAACAUGAUUGCCAUGUUUUGCUGCACGCGCGAUAUGCGUAUAAAAUGGUCGAAAUCACUUUCCGACACCCCUUAAUUUUAUUUUUCGUUCAAUUUGAAAUCAUACAUCACCGUCGUUGUACACCAUCGUUGAUAACGAUACCGGCAUUUUUAUAUAACAACAUUUCGAAUUUUACUCAAAUAAAUGAUAUUUUUAUAUGUUCUAUUAAGCUAUAAAAAAAAAUGUACGUCCUUUUGCUUGUAAUAAUGUAUCAUCAAAGAAGUAAUUUUCUGUCGGUUCUAUCGUAUCGAUUCUGGUAAUUAUUCGUUUUUCUUUUUUUCUUUUUUUUCUUUUUUUUUUAAUAUUUCAUACGAUAGUUGUAAUAUUGAAAAUCUUGCAUUUUUGAAGAAAGUGUAAAUAAAAUGAUAAAGAGCUUCGUUACAUGAUAUCCCGCUAAUAUUAUAUAAACAACCGGUAAACAGGAAAUAAUCAUUGUACGUUUUCUAAUGUUCCCUUGUACAUUUUCGUAUUUAUUCUAAAUACAUUUCGUUAAAAUAUUUAGUAAAAAAAAAAAAAAAAAAAAUACUUUCAUCCUCGGUGAUAUAAUAAGGCCGAUACGUUUAAAAGAUUGCUAUAUACAUUUAAAUGAUUACGAUAUUAAAGAUAACUGCUUGAACUGGAUCAUAAGAUGUUUUAUGUUCAAAGUAUCGUAUAAAUUGAAGAUCGAUACUUGAGGAAAAUUAAUUUUCUUCUUUACGUUUUCUAACGUUUUCUACGUUUUUUGUGUCUAUUGAUAUAUAAAAAAAAAAGAAAUGAAUAAAAGAUAACAUAAAUUCUUAUAUUUCUAAUUAAAUAUAAGAAUUAUAUUUUUAUUAUUAUAUUAUUAAAAAUACUUUAAACAUCAAUAUCUUAUAAUUAUUGAAAACACGAAUAUUAUAUCUUUGACUUGAAAUACCUACAUGUAUAAAUAAUUAUACUUAUUGUUAUGAUAAACUUACGAAUGUAAAAAAUGAAUAAAUUAUAAGCUGUAACAAUGGAAAAA
Messenger RNA from Apis cerana (Asiatic honeybee), 2396 nucleotides. Its product is annotated as obg-like ATPase 1. The record is from RefSeq and is a predicted model, not a curated record. Lineage: Eukaryota; Metazoa; Arthropoda; Insecta; Hymenoptera; Apidae. Gene Ontology annotation, molecular function: ATP hydrolysis activity; ATP binding; GTP binding. Gene Ontology annotation, cellular component: cytoplasm.